Porites lobata is the source of this 18480-nucleotide messenger RNA. The record is from the annotation of a GenBank genome assembly. NCBI's taxonomy places the organism in Eukaryota, Metazoa, Cnidaria, Anthozoa, Scleractinia, Poritidae.
GGUCACUGAAGGUGAAGAAGGAAAUGAAUCUGUCAUUUACAAAAUUGAAAUUCCAGCCAACAGGUAUGAAUACCCUCAUUCAAGGACCACAAAAUUAAAAGAAAUAUAUGAAGCUUAGUUGGAAUUUCCAGGGUAGGGGUGGUUGGGGUUAGGAAAAUUCCCAUCAUAGGGGAGGUACAUGUACAUGAACAGAUAUUUUCUGGAAUUAAAAGUACCCGUACACUACAAAUCUGUAACAUUACUUAAUCAUGACAGCUUUAGUAUUAAUUUUUACUCAAAGUACAUAAAAUUCUUAUAGAAUGCUUUUGUACGUUUUUGUACAAAAUGAUUGUUUAUACGGUAAUUAUGACACAUUUUUUUGCUUGUUGUGAAGCAACUGUUAAUGCGAACUGUACAGCUGUAUAUAUAUCAUAAUUUACUUUGAAAUCUCAACAGAUAUGAUCUUCUCUGUGUAGAGGGAAUAUCACGAGGAAUUCAAGUUUUCCUUGGAAAGUGAGUGCUGUUAACUGUCUUUAAGACUGAGGCUGUUGGGUUGGCACUGGAAACUGGUUUUUGUCUUAGAGUUUCAGUGUAUCUCUUGUCCGUUUUUCAGGAGUACACUACACUUCUUCAGGUGGGAAAAGUUUUCCCAAAAAAGCCCAAGGAUCCAACAUCCUUCCCAGACUUCUCUCCUACUCUUUGUUUGGAGGAAGAGUAGGAGAGAAACCUGGAAUCAAGUUUGGCCGAGGAUCAUGAACAUAAAAUAAUGUUAUGAAUGCAGGUCAUCAUUGAAACAAGAUUUUCAUUCAGGUUUUCUGGGCAAAGAGACAUGACCUUUUUUGCAUUACAUGUAAAUUUUUUGUCUGACCUGUUUGACUGAAUUUUGCUCAUUUGAGUAUGAUCCAAAAGAUGUUUUCCCCUGUGCAAGGUGGAUUUCAAAGUGUGUUGUCUAAGGUUGUCUAAGAGAAUCAAAAUUGAUGAUGCCACUAGUACAGUCAACUCUCUCUAAGACCGACACCUUUGGGACCGGCACUAAGUGUCCGUCUUAGAGAGGUGUCCAUCUUAUAGAGAGUCAAAUAAAAGGAGUAAAGAAAGGCAGGGACCAACUCUAAGUGUCUGUUUUACAGAGGUGUCUGCCUUAUAGAGGUGUCCGUUAAGAGAGAGUCGACUGUAGUCAAUAAAAGGGAUGUACAUGUACAUCCUACAUACAUCCUACAUUAAGCCUGUUUUCAAAUUGAAGCUGAUGCUUAUGGGGUCCCAUAGUUAGAAACAGAAAUACAUGUAUAUGGCCUUAAGUGAAACUUCUAUUAACAAGCACAUGUCACAGGCUUGAGUUUAACAAACAAUACAGUCUGUAUUGGUGAUUAUUGAUUCUGUCUUGUUUGUGUACAUCUAGGAUAAAGGCUCCAAGAUACAAAGCUGUUAAUCCAGAUGGGGGAUUGCAAAGGUUGAAGAUCUCCAAGAAUGUAUGUCUUGUCUCCUUUCUUGAAAAUUUUAUCUAUAUAUUAUUUUAUAUGCUGUGUACUAACAGGUCCUUUGAUAGCUCAGUGCAAAAACAAAAAUCAGGUGGGAAGUUAUGCAGUUUUUUCCCUUAACAAAGCAAUCAAUAAGGUGGCGAACAGGUCAGUUGUUAUAUGGCAGUUUAUGUGAUUUCUCUAGUCUAGAAAGUACACCACAGUCUUCAGAUUGGGAAAGACUAUAAACAUGACCAAGAAAAACUAUGGCAUAAGUAUGUCUGUUGAAUGAAUUGGUGAUGUUCGCUGCAAUUUUAAUCUAGUGGCCAAAAUUUUUCGUACAUGUACUUGGCAUGGCAACCGAAAUGGCCCUGGCCUGGAGCACUGUGGAGAGUGCAUACAAGCUUGAAUACAGUCUCCUCUCUCUUAAUAGACAUCUGUAUGAAUCAGACACCUAGAGUUGACCCAUGCCUUUCUUACAGUAACUUCAUGUAGUUCACUUGACUCUCUAUAAGACACAUCCUCGGAGACCCAGGGGCAGUCAGUCGAGCCGGGAGAAAAGGCGCGACGAAAGUUUUCAAGCACAGGUGGAAGAGCCCCUGGGUACCGACUCUCACCGGACCAUUUCCAAACGGUCAAGUGAAUGCUGGCUCCUGAUUGGGCACAAAAAAUGCUUUGUAUUAUUGUGUCCAAUCGGCGAACAGUUUCUCGUGAGUUCUUUUCGUGAGUUCGUACACGAUGGCUAUUAUGUCCCUACAGUUGCCCGGUUUGUUCACCAAGCUUGUGCGUACAAGGGAAACUUCCAUUUUCUACUUUCCUAACCAGAAACGAAGGAACUACCGAUGAGUCGAAAAACGUUUCGGAUGCUAUCAGCAGGAACAAUUCAUUUUGCACUGAGAAAAUUCUGUUUCUGACGGAUCACAAUGUAUCAUAAAUAAUAGGAAGUUUAAGAUGCGGCGGCGGCGACGAGAUGGUAAAAACUAAAAAGGCAUAACAACAACUUUGCACGUGCAUCACGCAUUUUGCACAUUUCUUUGCCCUCGCUGCACGACUACCACGUGAAAAUGCCUAAUUUCAGGUUUUGUGAAGGACGUAAACAAACAAUGACAAAAUUUUCUUUCUCUUUAUGAACUUGGAUAUGGUUGACAGAAAAUCAGCUCCAGAAGAAGCUAGAAGAGUUCGCUUGCAUUUGACAAAGUAAGCGAGUUGGGAUAAUCACGAUAGAGACUGGAAAAAUGUGAAUUCACUUUUCAUGCGACGUUUUCGUGGCUGUCAGCUGUCGUGGAAUCUUAAACUCCUUCAUAUUUACGAAGGCAUGAUCGAUGCAAGCGUGAAUACCUGUUGUAAGCUCAAGCUUGUAUUUUUGGAAAAGCGUCUUUAGUUUACGGGUAGACAGUGGUAGUCUUUACACUAGAGCUUAAAUAAGCUAAGAAAUAUUUCAAGACAAGUAAAUUUUAAUUACUUCAAGUAAAAUAAAGCUUCAUUCACAACCGAUUCUUUUUUUACUUCAGGUUAACUUUAAUAAGGCUAUUUUCCCACGGAACAUAAUUAAGAUUGAUUGACAUGUUUCGCCUUUCUCAAAGCUCAAGAAACCGCAAGUAACCGCAAGCUUUUAAGGAUGGUUUCAAGUCGCUUGAAACCUUCUUGAAUCGUUUCAACUUUCCGACUUCAAUGAGAUGCAAAGUAAAGUUACUUGUGAUUUUACUUAGGUCUUCACACACGAAUUUUUGGUUAAGUAAAACUUAGCAGCUCCUAAGUCUUACUUAACAGCCUAGUGUAAAGACAACCAGUAUUUUGAAAUAAAGUGUUUACAUCAAACUGAAAGUUUCCUGACUGCGUGCAUUUGUUUGGUGCCCCAGACAAGCCGUGAUCGAGUCAAUAGCUGUCGCGUCGUGUACGAACUCACGAAAAGAACUCAAGAGAUGCUGUUCCCCGAUUGGGCACAAUAAUACAAAGCAUUUUUUGUGCCCAAUCAGGAGCCAGCAUUCACUUGACCGUUUGGAAAUGGUCCGGUGAGAGUCGGUACCCAGGGGCUCUUCCACCUGUGCUUGAAAACUUUCGUCGCGCCUUUUCUCCCGGCUCGACUGACUGCCCCUGGGUCUCCGAGGAUGUAUAAGACAGACACCUCUGAUCUCUAAGGUGGACACAUAUGCUGGGGUGCCUGUGCCAAAUGUGUCCUUCUUAGAGGAGGUCCAAUUUUGAAAGAUAAUCUCCCUUUGAGUGUUGUAUAAAUCUUGUAUAAAUCCUGUCAUAAGUACAGCUUGUAACAUUAAUUUUCAUUGAUUUGAUCCCUUCUAUCCUUGUUUUCAUGUAAUUUGUCCUCUUUCAUCAGACCGCUCUUGUGAGGCCACACUGUGUCGCUGCUCUUCUAAGAAACAUAAAAUUUACUCAGGUUUGUGUUGCUGCAUACCUUGGAGAAUUUUCUACCUAUUAUACACACCUCUCAUUAGCAAAGUCCAUGGUCCAAUCACACUUGGGCCAUAAAUCGCAGGCGCUGGGAGAGUCAAUGAAGAUAUAAAGAUAAUAAUUUACAGAACUUUGUAUACACAGACUGAGAAAAAGAGAUUGAUACAGUAAGAUGUUUGUGGAAAAAGAAAUAGGCACACAACACCUUAGCACUUAACACACCUUAGUAUUAUAAUAAUAAUAAUAAAUUGUUACAAGGGUUUAUGAUUGGGGCUUUUUUGUUGGGGUAUAAGCUAAAUGUAUAUAGACAAGACUCUCUUGGGGGGGGGGGGGUAGGCUAGGUAUGUUUAAAAACUUUUAGUUUGGUACAUGUAUAUUGAGUAGGAGGCCAUGUCACUGUUAGUAUUUCACUAUUGUAUUUGCGCUUUUCUCUGUCGCUGUCACAGUUUCAACCCAUCUCUGUGUUGGUUGUCCCAGUUUCAAGGCCAUGUUGCCUGUCAGAAUGUUACCCUGAUGGGGCCUCAUAAAUGUAAAUAGUUUUUGUUGAAAGAAUGAAAAAUCUCUUCGGUUAUGUACACUUCUGUGUAUUCAGAAGGAUACAGCAGCCAAAAAUCAACCAAUCACGUGACGAGUUCUUAUUGAAUUGGCCAUAAUUAUAACAAAGCAAGACAUUCCAAAUCAGUAUGUGCAGGUAACAUAGACUGACUGUUGUUUUAAUAUCUUUUCAUGUGUAAUUUUAUAACGUUUUUGGCAGGCCAGUUAUGAUAGCUUCAUUGAUCUGCAAGACAAACUGCAUCACAACCUGUGCCGACGUCGAAGCCUUGUUGCCAUAGGAACACAUGAUUUUGACACCCUCAAAGGGCCAUUUCUGUUUGAUGCCCUCCCUCCAUCAGAAAUCAAGUUCAAACCACUUAAUCAAGUAUGUUGUGACAAGAAAAUGUUAAGUAAACUAAGAUUUAAAAAAAAAAGAUGUUAUGUUGGAUUCGUGUAGAUUCAGUUAUAUCUUACGUGUAUUCUGAAUAUUGCUGCUGUUGUUUUUCUUCAGACAAAAGAAUUUACUGCUGUUGAACUGAUGGAUUUAUAUAAAGUAAGGAAAGAACAGAAAUGAAUUUGUUGUAAAAUCAUCAAUUUUUAUGGUAACGACCCAGAAAAUUAUCUUUGGGGUUCACCUCAAGAUCAAAUGGUAUAUAGAGCAUUAAUUUUCACAUGACCUUACGGCAGCUGUAUUGGUGUUUUAAAACAAUGAAAUAGCGGCCAUGUUGAUGUUCCAAACCAAUCCUGUUUUUUUUUUUGUUCCAACAAAUUUGCAUAGAUGCUAACCAUGUGAGAGAAAACACUCCAUAAUUAUGUAUUUGUUUGAGACCUCUCUAUUACAGUUGGGGAGUAAGGGUGGUACAGCGAUGAGAGCAUGUACUCGCACCUUCUGCCAGAGUGUGGCAGGGCGGUAUUGGGUGAUUUUGAAGGUGUACGCAUGGGAAGAAAAGUUAGAGUGCAGACGGGUCUCAGAAAUGCCAUUUCCUGCGUUUCCCGUAUGUCAUUUUCAGUAAUUAAAUUGCAGUAGUUAAUAUUUUUUAUUUUACCCAUCUCUAGUGUGAUAAUAAAAGAAUAUUAAAAGGAUAAAGGAAAUACUUGCACAAAGAAACCAAUAUAAAUCGAAAAAUUUAUCUGUCAUCUUGAUUUCAUGGUAAUAAUACUUUCUGGUAAGAAAAAAGAAAUUUUCCCAGAUUUCAGUUGUACACACUGACCUGUAUUUGCGUAUAUGGACGCUUACGUUCCGGUGUGGUUCAGGCUGAAAUCCCAACAUCAACAUGUGGGAACUUGAGUAUGUUGUUCAGGUUUUUUUCAGUACUCUGAAAGGUCCUUCUCCAGGUAUGUCUGUUUUCCCCUCUCCUCAAAAACCAACACUUCCAAAUUCAAAUUGAUCUGUGACACACAGAAAAAUGUAAAAGAGUUGGUAAUAAUUUCUUAGUGUUUUUUGGGUAAGAAAAUUAUUACAAAUUACAAUUUCAGGGCCAGUGCUCUGACCAUUCAAUCACCAUUGUUGUUUUCAACAUUGCUGUUUUUCAUUUUGCAGGGAGAAAGCCAUUUAAAACAGUACUUGCCAAUCAUAAGGGACAAACCAGUUUAUCCCAUAAUUUUUGAUGCCAAUGGUGUUGUGCUUUCCAUGCCACCCAUUAUCAAUGGUACGGUAUGAUAAUUAGUGGGAGCAGCGUGGUCAAGUAUCGUCAUGUUAGACUUACAUGUACAAUUCGAAGAUCGCGGGUUCAAGUCCAGCUCUGGCCAUUUGCUGGAUUUGUUCUUGGUUGUCCAGAGUUCAAAUCCUUCUCCACAUUUGUAUAUUAUAGCCAACUGGUUGCCUCCUGCCAGUUGGGUUUUUGAUCCUGUUAUGUUGUAUUUGAAUUAUUUGUUUCUAAGUAUUUGAGUGGAGUGCCUGUAAACUAGCUGGAUAAGCUGAGCGCACUUUCCACUAUAAACAAACCCUUAACCUUUUUGACCUUUAUAAUUACCAUAUUUAUUUUCUCAACUGGCACUACCAGGUCCCGGGGGGGGCACUUUAGGAAUCUCUGGGUGGGGAUGUGCCGCUGGGACCCAGGAACCCUUGACCUAUACCAGAGCUAGUUCAGCUGAAUUUUGCUACCCUAUACUAGAGUAAACUCCCAAAAUCCCCCUAUCCUAGAGUAGCUGUUUCCCCAGUCUAGAUCAGAUGGGCUCCUGUCUAGAUAAAAUCUUCAACCAACUGAUCAGUUUCCUGAAAAAUGAUACCCUAUUCUAGACCCAAACGCUCUGAUUUAUAUACCCUAUCCUAGAGUAAACUGCUUGAAAACCAUACCCUUCACAGCGGCACAUACCCAUAUAGCCCAUAUAUGGCAGUACCCCCCCCGGGUACCAGGUCCACAAACCUAAGACUGAAAAAAGGCUGUUUAGUUGCCGUGAGAAAAUCCUUUACGUUCAUUUUGUUACAGAUAAUUACCAUGAAAGUUUUUAAAAAGUAUAAGAUAGUGCCGUCAAACCUCUUUUUAAUAAUUAUACAGACACCAAAAUGACCCAGGUGUCUGUAGUAUGGACCAAGAGAACUAUCCGUAAUAGCUGUCCUGAGUAUGUAGAGGUGUCUAUAUUAUGCAUAGGUGUCUGUGGUACAUGUAUGCGUAGGUGUAGACUACAGUAUGCAGAGGUGUCUGUAGUAUCCUGAGGGGUUCACAUUGUGCAUAGGUUUCCUUGGUAUGUAAGGGUGUCCAUAGUUUAUGCAAAGGUCUGUGUAGUAAUGACUUGUAUGCAAAGGUGUCCAUAGUAUGUGAAAUGAAGAAUGCAGAAGUGUCUGUAGUAUGCAUAUUGUGUUGAUAAUGGAGAGGUGUCCACAGUAUGAAGAGGUAUCCAUAGUAUGUAUAUUGCAUUCAUAAUGGAGAGGUGUCCACAGUAUGGAGAGGUAUCCAUAGUAUGCAUAUUGCAUUCAUAAUGGAGAGGUGUCCACAGUAUGGAGAGGUAUCCAUAGUAUUCAUAUUGCAUUCAUAAUGGAGAGGUGUCCACAGUAUGGAGAGGUAUCCAUAGUAUGCAUAUUGCAUUCAUAAUGGAGAGGUGUCCACAGUAUGGAGAGGUAUCCAUAGUAUUCAUAUUGCAUUCAUAAUGGAGAGGUGUCCACAGUAUGGAGAGGUAUCCAUAGUAUGCAUAUUGCAUUCAUAAUGGAGAGGUGUCCACAGUAUGGAGAGGUAUCCAUAGUAUUCAUAUUGCAUUCAUAAUGGAGAGGUGUCCACAGUAUGGAGAGGUAUCCAUAGUAUGCAUAUUGCAUUCAUAAUGGAAAGGUGUCCAUAGUAUGCAUGGAGAGGUGUCCACAGUAUGGAGAGGUGUCCAUAGUAUGCAUAUUGCAUUCAUAGUGGACAGGUGUCCACGGUAUGGAGAGGUGUCCAUAGUAUGUAUAUUGCAUAAUGGAAAGGUGUCCAUAGUAUGCAUGGUGAGGUGUCCACAGUAUGGAGAGGUGUCCAUAGUAUGCAUAUUACAUUCAUGAUGGAAAGGUGUCCAUAGUAUGCUUGGAGAGGUGUCCACGGUAUGGAGAGGUGUCUAUAGUAUGCAUAUUGCAUUCAUAAUGGAGAGGUGUCCACAGUAUGGAAAGGUGUCUAUACUAUGCAAAGAUGUCCGUAUUAUGCAGAGGUGUUUGAAAUAAAGAGGUGUCCAAAGUAUGUGGACAGCUCUAAUGUAUGUCAUUAAGGAGAGGUUAAACAAGCACAGCAUAAGCAAAGCAAAACAAGCACAUACAACAGCCAUUCAGCCAUAUUGGGCAGCAGACAAGUAAUAUUUGUUCAUCCUGCAUUGUACUUGAAAGAAAAUACUCCUACAAAAGCCCAUACCUAAUGCAUAUGUAUUUAUGGAUACAUAUGAUCUAUUUCUUUCAGGUGAACACUCAAAGAUAACUCUUAACACACGAAAUGUUUUUAUCGAAAGCACUGCUACAGAUCUGCACAAGGUAACUUUUAGGCUAAAUGAAAGCAGGUUUAAGCCGAUAGUGUUGCUUGAUGACGAAAUGUGUUCUAUGUACAGUGGUUCAAAAUGUGGCCAUUGUGGUGGCCAUAGUGAGUAGAAAAAUGAACUGUGAACACAUCACUGACUAAUGAUUUUUUUUACCUUUUAAGGCAAAAAUUGUCCUGGACACCUUGGUGACCAUGUUCAGUGUGUAUUGCGAUGAGCCAUUUGUGUAAGUUUGCUCUAUAGUGUACAUUGUAAAAUGAACAAAAAAUGUUUGUAUAUAUAUGUAAAAGUUUCACUUAUCCUACGAGUGUUCAAUGCAUAAAAUAUGCAGAGCGCAAUACAAAUGCAAAGGAUGAAAAUUAAGUUGUAACUUGGAGUUUCACGUACUAGGUGAUGAUUGCUUAGUGCCUAGAACUCUGAGUUACAACAGUACUUAGUUUUCAUCCUUUGCAUGUUUACAUUGUACACAGUUGUAUGGCUGACUAUGUGCAUACCAGUGCUUGUACUAAGUCUCAUGAUUUUCUAAGUGAUGAAUCCCCUGGUCUACAUUGUGGCAUAUUACCUAAUGAAGCAUUAUGCAUUUUAUUUCUUCCAGGGUGGAGUCUGUGGAAGUAGAAAAGCCCGAUGGAUCCGUUGUUACUUACCCGGUAGGUUUUAUUGAAACUCAAAUGGAUUUUUACAGUCCGACCGGGAAAACCGUGAAGACUUGAAAUAUUUCAGGAAUGUUUAUUGUCUUAUGACCAAUCACAGUAAAGAUCAAGACACGAGAACUGGCCACGAAACCUGCUUGCGAUUUAGUUUAGAAAUAUUUCUGGUGUUCACGGUUUUCUCGGUUUUAAUACGGUAAUUAAAUACCAUGUGCUGACUAAAGAAUCGAGAACGGAGAACUUUUCCUUGACCAGCAUGACAAGUAUUAAACCAUUUCACUCUCCCAGACCAUGAUUUUUAUAGCCAGGUUAUUUGUAUAGUCCUGUGCUGUUGUCAUUCAAAUAAAAGCGCUUUAGCAGAAUGUCUGCACAGUCUUUCGGGUUAAUUUGAAGUGAAAUGCUUUUGAAAAUCGUUUGAAUAAGCAUGCACUAUUAUUUUGCAUACAGAGCAAUGCAGAUGGUCAUUCUUAUAGAAAGGUGACUAACAUGAACAACAUUGCAGUUUGUAACUGUCCUGCAAUUUUACAUUGAGUCUUUUUUCUUGUGCUCGUAGGAACUCAAGUAUCGCCAUGAAGUAGUUGAAGUGGACCAAAUUAACAAGAAAAUUGGAAUCAAGUAAGUUAUUUAAUUAUUAUGAUUAUCGUUAUUAUUGUCUAUGGAAGAUUCUGGUAAUCUCCCCACCUUCCCCUCCCCUAAUCCAAUUUUAUCACUAACUUCUUCCUUAGGGCAAAAUGUUGGGUUAGGGAGGGGUGGGUGGGCGGAUUUCAGGAGUCUAUUUCAGACAACACUACCAACGUACGUGGUAAGGGUAGCAGUUUUCAAUAUAUGUAACCAAUGCUGGCACAACAUCUCUCUAUAUUGGGAAGGCAUUGGUGACACGGUAGUGUGAACAGUCCUUCUUGUCUCAGUGCGCUACCCCAAGAACGUCUGUGUGGGAGGCUAAUGGCGCCUUCCAAAAAUCAGAACUGGCAGGCCACACCGGUCAUUUUGAAAAUGAAAUAUUAGUAUUCAAAGGAUUGCAAUUUCCAGAUUCCUAGCUUGUUUGAGAUCUUAUUUCCACCAUUUGUAUACUGUUUAAAAUCGUCUCUUAAGUUAAUGUAGGACCUGAUGCGAAACCCUAUCAACAAUCAUAACAAUCGUAACAAUUCUAUUCUUGUUUGUCCUCAGGGAGUCGCCAGAGCGUGUUGCUGACUUGCUGACUCGAAUGUGUCUACAAAGUGAAGUCAUUGAUGGUGGUAAAAGUGUCAGAGUAGAAAUUCCUCCAACGAGAGCUGAUAUCCUUUAUUAUAAACAUUACCACUAAAGUUUUAGCCUUGAGAGACAAUUUCUUGCAAAAAAGUGAAAAAUGAUUGCGGUUUUGUCUAACCUUUCGAAUAGGUGAACAAUUGUUCAAUGCUAUCCAAUGGGCCUGCAGGUAUCUAUUCAGUGGUUAGGCUGCGGUUAUUUUAUUGGCCGAGAGGAUUUGGUGAACUAAAUCCCGGUCAAUCCUGAAUAUUUACUUCAGUGCAAAUCAAACUGUUACACAGUGUAAUUUGCACGAGUGCCUAAUGCAUUAGGGCCUGUUAACAUGGAAGUGGGGGACCCCAGGUAGGUGAGGUAACAUGUGGCCAGUCACCCCACCUAUCAUGUAAACGUGUUCAAAUUAAAAUGAGAGAUUAUAUGGACAGGCGGGUUACCUCACUAAACAGGUUACGUACCUGGGGUCCCCCACCUCCAUGUAAACAGGCCCUAAGUCAGGUCUUUGCUCGUCAGUGUUAGUUACUAUUCACACUUACGCAGUAAAGCUGACUUUUUCAGUGCAGUCUUGCACAAAGUAAAAAAGACCAACUAUGCUCCGUACACAAUUUGAAUUUGCUUUGAUACUUAAUGGUGCGUUGUUAGUCCGUGUUACGCACAAUGUUGAUCUCCUUGACAUUGUUUUCACAUAUCAUCCAUGAGUGCGAUAUCAUUGAGGACGUAGCUAUUUCUCACGGGUUCAAUAACAUUGUCAAGAGAAUACCGCCAACGAAUACCAUUGGAAACCAGGUAACACCUCGUGCAGUUAACCCUGCUUAAGAUAUUCUGGCGUGUUUUUCAUCUGGUAAUUGGAUUUAAAGCGGAUAAGUUUGUUGUUGGUUGUGGUGUAGGGAAGUUUCGUAGUGAAGCGCAGCCAUAUCCCUUUUCACGUGAGCGAGUAAGUCAGUUUACUGCUGUAGAUGACAUGUCAGCUUGUCAAGUGUUAGCUCGUGGUUCGCUAUGAUUUGUCAUUGUUUUUCCUUUUAUUUAUCCCCCUCCCCAUUCAUGUGGGUAUAACUAACCUGAGAUCGGGCCCAAUUUUAGCAGUUCUCAUACAUUCUCUCUAACGUAGUCGCGCUGCCUCCCCCGCAGGAAUGUUAUUUAGAAAACGUAACGAUAUAACAGAACAAUUACACGCACAAAACACUCAAGUUUACCCUGCGAGCAGAGGUUCCGCUCGCAGAGUACUCAAGUUUAAUUCAACGUUGGGCCAGGGGCUGGGGAACACACACACAAAAAAAAAAAAAAUAGGUAAAAGUACAUUUUAGAAGCCAUCCCAACACUGACGAUGAUUGUAAUUUCAACAUUCAGUAUAAAAACCACACACACAAUGUUGUUUUAUUUUGAAGUCAAUGGCUCUCGAAACGUCAGCUUCUCUCGUACCCUACGGCGGCCAAUCUACCCUAUCAAAUUACUUGAUAAAGCCAAAUCUUUGUGUUACCGAAUUCAUAUUUGUUUAUAUUGGAAGACGUACUUAUGUCACUGUGUCACUGAGACAGUAAGCACUUAAUGACUGAUCCCGAGGGAAACAGUUAAUUUUGUUUCCCGAGGGACCAGUCUUUAAGUGAUUUGUUAUAUAGCCGGAAAUUCAUUAAACCUCGCUGUAACGGCGUUGGUCUGUCAUCAUUCGCGGUUAACAGUGCACUGUUACCCUUUGACGUCAUAGAUUUGCAAUGCUGCCCGCUCUGAGAUUUUGGCGGGAAACAGUUUCAUUGUUAGAUGUCACGUGUCCUCAUAGUAACCAAUGAGAGCGCGCGCUGUUGGGAAAAAAAUUUCCAGCUAUAUAACAAUAUCAUCUUAAGUGUUUUAAUCAAUUUAAUUCUAUUUCUUCACAGUUCAAACUGAACACACUGUGCGAUUUAUUGAGGCAGGAAAUAGCUCAGGCUGGAUUCACUGAAGUGCUCACUUUUGCACUGGUAUGGAAAUUUUAUCCUGUUCCCUUUUUUAUCAAUCCCUCCCUUGAAAGAUAGUUAAGUUAAAUCCCGGGUUUUAACCUGUAAUUGGAGCGUGCAAGAUAUUGUUUUAACAAUAUCUUGCAAUAUCUUAACGUGGUAAAAGUCUUUACCCUGAGAUCCAGGUUUGGUAACACAAAAUGAUACUCUAAAAAAAAAAAAAGAAGGUGAAUACAAUCGUAGAUUAAAAUAAGCUUAGCGGUAAUGGCCGUUCAGGAAUCUUGCCCUGCGCUCCAUCCAAAUUUAUGAAGCUGGUGUCAUUCGCGGGAGAACUUGUUUGACCUAAAAUUACAGUUCGCCUUACUUAUGGUUGGUUAAAAAAGUGACACUAUUUUUUUAGAUAACAAAAUCGCGUGGCAAUACAAAACAAAAAUGGUUGGAAGAAAAGUUGAAAAGAUAAAAAAAGGAAAAUAACUAUCGGAUACCAUCAGCAAAUUUACUGUUUGGUAUCGGUGGUAUAUUGUAUUAUGAAAGGAAGUCUAAUGAAUGAGUCUAGUCUCCUAGUAUUUAAGAAGCCCCGAUAACCUCUAUGAAUACAAUUGUAGACUUCUGAUAGGUAAUUAUAAACUGGUCGAAAGCGAUGAUCCAGUGUAAAUUGUCUAAAAAAGUAAAUAAACCUAUUUUAGAUCUUUGAACUGAACCCUUUUUUCGAUCUUCAAUAAGAGGAGGGCCCUCAAAAGGUUUUUCGGGAUUCUGGAUUUCCCUUAUUUGAAACUCGUGAUUCGGGAUUUCCCUUAUUUGAAACUCAGGAUUCGGGAUUUCCCUUUUUUGAAACUCGGGAUUCGGAUUUUCCUAUUUGAAACUCGGGAUUCGGGAUUUUCCUUAUUGAAACUCGAGAUUCGGGAUUUUACAGCAAGAUCGGGUCUAGAUUCGUGAUUAAAAGUAUGCGCGGCAGGUGUAAUGCCAAAAAUAACCAUUGGGUUUACGGGAUUGCACGAAAUUUUGGGUCGGGAUUAUGGGAUUGAAGAACCCUACUGGGGCCCUUCAAAGAGGAUAGAGAAUCACGGUUAUUCCAAGCUGAUCUUUUUCUUAUUUUUAACUGCAGUGUUCUCGUGAUGACGUUUCGGAGAAGCUCAAGAAGCCUUUAUCGUCAUCCAAAGCAGUUCAUAUAUCCAAUCCAAAAACGCUGGAAUUCCAGGUAAACUAUUUUGCUUUGUUAGUUGGAUUUUCUAAGUUCCAAGGACUUCGUAACGCUUUUGAAUAACGUCUAAGCAUCACGUUCACGUCAAACGUCAAACGUGAAUUUGUGCCACGUGCAGACCAAGUUUCCUCUUUUACUGUUCUUUCUACACUCUCCUAAAUGAGUUGUUUUACGCAAUUUGUUUGAGCUGUUUUUAUCUGCUCAUUUUCUAUUUUUUAGAAAUUCUCUACUGGAUUCUGACGUUUGCCGUUUGCCGUAUACGUGAAGUUUAAACUCUCUGUUAGAUCACAUCAGCCUAAACCCUUUCUCACUGCCACUUAACAUUACAUGAAGUAAUACUUAUUUACACUCUAUAAUAAAAGAAGUGAAAACUGAAGUUUAAGCGCCUCAAACUCGAAGCGAAGAGGUUUAGACGCGAUAAGGAAUAGUACAUUCUGUAAGCCUCAUAAGGUCAAAGGUGUCUAAGGUUGUUAAGGGGUUUGUGUGGUUAAUGCUUACCCCGUAGGAAGUUACGAAACAACAAUUACCUGCAAUUAUUAUUAUAUUUUUCAAGUCUUUCGUCUCUGUUAGCAUUAAGCGAAUUGUCCUAAUGUUUUGUUCUUACGGUUUCUGUAGGUUGCCAGGACAACACUUAUCCCUGGUCUCUUAAAAACGGUCAGUUGUAACAAGAAGAUGCCGCUGCCGAUGAAACUGUUUGAAAUUUCAGAUGUGGUGCACAGCGAUGAACUGAAAGGUGAGGUUGAACUUAAAUAAAGCCCGUUAAAAUUGUAGUGAGUGGCUUAGCCUGUGCCACAGACGAAACGAAACUCUGGUUUAGCCCACUCUGCGAAACAGCGCCAAAAUUUUUGUUAUGGGCCGCCACCUGUGUACCAGGAUGUGAGUACGCGCCAAGAUUGACCUGUUAAUAAAGCCAUUGCCCACUUGCCAGUCAGGUUGAAGGGAAAAUCGAAACACAUUUCUGGUAAUUCAUUGAGUCCGUUGGGGGCCCAGAACAAAGAUAUCGGCGCUGGUUCGCAGACGUUACUAACCGGGGUUAGAUUGUUGUGCGACGCAGGCAAUAAGUGGCUGUGGAGAGCAGGUGAAUUGUGUGUUCUUUUGGAGACAAGUGUGGUUACUGUAAGAUUUGAAUGCACGUGUUAUGGUUGCUCUGAGUCAUACUCGUGAACUGUCCAUUGUAACGUGAAUCGAAAGUUUGCAAUGAAAAUAAUUCAAUAUCCCACCACGGCUUCAAACGUGUGUUGGUACAGUAGAAUCAUCCCGAUUUUACAAACCCUUAGUUUUUCUAAAUUCCCGAUAAUUCCAACCAGACAUAACUUCUAUGCAGUCAGUUGUUCGCCCGCUUUUCACAAGUGCCGUUAACAUUUCCAUUUAGAUGUGGGCGCUCGGAAUCAUCGCCGUUUUUGUGCUGUUAAUUACAACAAGACACCAGGGUUUGAGGUUAGUAGCGAUAUACGUGGUAUUACGUCGUAUCUUUUGAGAAAGUUUGUUUUGCUCUUGGGGUUUUAGCCGCGGCAGGAUAAGCGCAGUCGAUAGAACGCCUGACCGUAGAGCGGGAAGUCGUGGGUUCGUUUCCCGGCAACGGACCAACUCUCAAGGUCUUAAUAUAACUGAGAAAUUAAGGCACUGCCUUUGCCCUGCAAACGGGUAGACCUAGCGUAUUUCCCCCAUUGGUACUUUCGUGCUAAAUACAUUGACACUCGAAUAAUAAUGAAAUAAAGAGGUUUUUCCUUCUGAUUUUUGUAGGGUUCGUACAGGUCAUAGAAAGCCUGGAAAGUCAUAAAAUUUAAGAAUUUUAUUUUCCAGGUAUAGAAAGUUACGGAAUGUAAUAAGCCAUUUUACAGUUUUAAGCACAGUGCCCUGGCCUUUGAAUAGAAGCGAGGCUGGGGUAACUUUUUUUGCUGCAAACCUUCCCGCUUUUUAUGUGCAAAUCCUGUUUAUCUCAUGCGAACAAGCCCUUGAAAAUCAGGACGGUUUGUAACAAGGCAGUCACGUCUAGCCUUGCUUCUAUCCAAAGGCCAAGGCACUGAACACACAACUGUAAAAUGGCCUGUUAUGCAGGCAACUGUACAGAUGCAAGGGAAAAUAGGACAAGGACAAGUAAUUAAAUGACGCGAACGUAACGUGUUUCGGUGGACUCCAGAGUUUGUGUCUGUUGAACUGAGUUAUGUCAAAAAAAAAUACCCAAAAACAAGGGUAGUUUUGAAAAGUGUUGAAAGUGACAGCUAAACGUAAGGAGAUGGAAAACUUGAAAAAGGUUAUCAAAAACACUCAUGGAAAAGUCAUGGAAUUUGAAGAGCUCAAAGGACUACGAACCCUGUUUUUUUAGCCGUUUUAAACAGCGUCGUUAUGGAAUGAACCACCUAAGUUCCUUCAGUGCCUGUAUUGAGAUUUGAAGUAAAGUUUCUUUUAUAGGUUAUCCAUGGUCUGUUGGACCGCACCAUGCAGCUUCUUGAAGUCCCAUACACAGAAGAUAAAACUUCUACUCGUGGAUAUUACUUGAAAGCUCAUGAAGGUAUUUUUGCGAUAUGUGCUAGAAUGUGAACUAGAAUGCGCACGAACACACUAUACUAUAUUACACCUGACAGCACGAAAAACCAUACCGGUAUAGGUGAACAUUGCCUAGUUACUCAAAGACUUGUAAUAAACUGAAAUCUUCUUUCCGGUGAAACCAUAAUUGAUCUCUAACGUUUCAACGGCGACUAUUUAAGCAUGUUGUCCUAAAGCUUUUACAUAAUGUAAAUGUAAGUGUAAAUGUACAAAACUUUGUCGAAUGGCCAUUAAGGUGAGAUCUUUACUUGUCAAUUAGCCAUUGUUCAGGGUUAUGCAAACGAUUAAAAAGACUUACACUAGUCCUGCUAGGAAUUAGCCAUAACUAUGGCCUGUGUGUGCAGGGUAUCGAGUUGGGGUUUCGCGCUGGAUUUUUCGUGUUAUUCUUGCGAGAUGUGACAACCCAGCUGGAGUAAUAAUUGCAUUAAAGAUAAUUUUCAGGAAUCGUUCAGACCAAGAAGCUAUUGCAAAGCUUGUUUAAAGUGAAAAGAGCAUCAAAUCUUUGCAUUGUACGUAAACGUAGUUAUUUCUGCUCUGGUAAUGCAUCAUUGUUGGUAAAUUGAUUGAUUGGCUGGUUGAUUGAUUGAUUGGACGAUUGAUUGAUGGAUGAAAGAAUGGAUGUAUGGAUGGUGAAUUGAAUGAUUAAGUGAUUGAUUGGUUUAGUGAUUGGUAGAUGGUUGGAUGAUUGGUUGAGUAAUUAAUUGAUUGAAUGAUUGCUUGAUGGAGUGAUUGAUAGAUGGAUCGAUAGUGGAUUGAUUGAUUGAUUGACUGAUUGUUUGGUUGAUGAUUGACUGAUUAACUGAUUGAUUGAUUGAUUGAUUGUAUUAUCGAUUGAAUGAUUGAUUAAGUGAAUGAUUGGCUGAUUGAUUGUGUUGAUCGAUUGUUCGAUUGUUCGAUUGAUUGAUUGAUUGAUUGAUUGAUUGAUUGACUAAGUAGUCAGGGGAGCAAGGGUGGCGCAGUGUUGAGAGCACUUGCCUCCCACCAAUGUGGCCCGGGUUCAAAUCCCGGCGUCGACGCCAUAUGUGGGUUGAGUUUGUUGUUGGUUCUCUCCCUUGUUUCAAGAGGUUUUUCUCCGGGUACUCCGGUUUUCCCCUCUCCUCAAAAACCAACAUUUCCAAAUUCCAAUUUGAUCGGGAAUCAUGUGGAUGUGCUACCUGCAAAUCGUUAUUUAUUUGUUUAUUUAUUUUAUUUGGCUGGUUGAUUGCUGACUAGUUAACUGUUUACAUGAUCCUUCUUUUUUCAGAUGAAACCUUCUUCCCAGGUCGUUGUGCGCAGGUCAUCGCCAACGGAAAGCCAAUAGGAAUUAUGGGUGUCUUACACCCGGAAGUCGUCCAAAACUUUGAAUUAAACCUGCCAUGCGCAGUACUUGAAUUGGACGUGGAGGAAUUCCUCUGAAAAACAAUUUAAAUACCAUCUCGCGAGUGUUAAAAGAUGUAGGUCAAUUUUUUUCGACAUGUAUCUUUGUGUCACUAAUAUGUUAGGGAUCUUAAAAGUGAAACAUUCCCCUGCGGCUUCAUCUCUUCUAAGCACCAGCAUUAAUCAAGACAGUUCUUGUGUUUACACUUUUCAUACAACGGUAACCACUAUUCUACAGCUGCCCUGUAUGUGUAUUGGCGGUCUUAAGAGAGUUUAAGCAUCGUGUAUACGGCAAACGACAACUGUCAGAUUCAAGUUGAGAAUUUCUCAAAAUAGAAAAUGAGCAGAUAAAAAGAGCUCAAAACGAUUCUUAUGCAUGGAUAAAAAAAAUUGCGUGAAACUACUAAUUUUUUUGUUGAAAUAAUGAACAGUAAGCGACAAGUGAAGUGGAAACUUGGUCACGUGGAGCAAAUUCGCGUUUACCGUUAUACGUAAACGCAGGGUUUUUACAGGUCAUGGAAAACCUGGAAAGUCAUGAAAUUUAAGAAUUUCAUUUUUCUUAAAUUCAAUUUUUCAGGCCUGGGAAUUCAUGGAAUGUUGAAAAAUUAUCGGUCCUUGAAAGUCAUGGAAAAUUAAAGUUUUGUUUGGUAGUAUAGUUACUUCUGAUAACAAAGCAAGGACAAUGUAAGGUAGAUAGGACUAACUUAUCAGCGCAAACGGCACGCAUUUUGGUGGUCACCAGAGUUGAACUGUUUAAAGUCAAAAAAUACCGUAAAACAUGGAAAAUUUUAAAAUUUUUUUGAAAUGACAGUUAAAACCUAAGGUCUUGAAAACUUGAAAAGGUCAUGAGAGAAGCCAUGGAAGGUCAUGGAAAUUGAAGAGCUCAAGAGAGCACGAACCUUGAAACGUGAUGCUUAUACUUUGUAUUUUUUCUUGAUGUUGUGGAUGGGUACAAUCACCAAAUGUUAUAAAACCUUUUUUUUGUCUCUAUAGAAAGGUCCCCCCAAAAUUAAAAAACAAUCUAUCUAUCAGCCAACUCGAGCAUAUUUGAAUUAUUUGAAAUAUCUUAAAAGCUAAAUUUUUAUAUCAGUAAAUACCCAAAUUGGCUCCUGGUUUUCGGUAACACGCUUUAAACUACAAAGUGUUUUAAAAUAUAGUAUUUAGAAUUGCACGUUCGUGUAACAUACAGUGUAGCUAUUUGGAACAUAUUGUAGUACAGAAUGCAUAAUGUCAGUGCUCAGUGUUGGUAGGAUCCAUUAAUAAAA